AUGGAAAGCCGCGAUGCGCCCUCGGUGUCGCUGGCGCCGAGCUCUCCUGACGGCUACAGAGGGGCCCCGGAUCAUUCUCAGUAUCCAUUGAAGAAGAAGGCCCGGCGCAGCACCGAUUCUGGGGCCCCGAAGCGCCGGUGUGUAAGCACAGCAUGCAUCGCCUGCAGGAAACGAAAGUCCAAGUGUGAUGGCGCCGUCCCGAGUUGCGCGGCUUGUGCCAGCGUAUACGGCACGGAGUGCGUCUAUGACCCGAACUCGGACCACCGCCGGAAAGGUGUCUAUCGCGAGAAGACGGACAGCAUGAAGGCCCGCACCCAGACGCUACAGAUCCUGAUUGAGGCUAUUCUCAAUGCUGCCGAAGACGACGUCCUGGAUAUUGUGAAGAAGAUUCGUGCGUGUGACAGUCUCGACGACGUUGCCGAAUCUAUUAUGAGGAAGGAAGGAAAUGGAGAUGAUAGUUGCGGCUCCGAACCCUUGGAGGAGGACCUGACUAAUACCCAGCCUGUCGAGGGUGAGCGGGAACUUGCCCGCAAAAUGGGCGAACUGCGGCUGGAAAACGGUUCAGUUCGUUUUAUCGGCGGUACUUCGCACCUGAUAUACCAGGGAGACCCGACAAAUACUUCCGACGAGCCAGAAUCCGUUGCCGACUUUCCGAAUGAAGACCCUAUCAUCAGCUGGACCGAGGCUACGAAAAACCGCGAGCUAAUCGAACACCUCAUCACCAUGUAUUUCACAUGGCACUACCCUUAUUUUACGACGCUUUCCAAGAGUUUAUUCUUCAGAGAUUUCAGACUGGGAAAACCAAAAGGAGGACAACAACAAAGACCAUAUUGCUCGUCCCUACUUGUCAAUGCCAUGCUGGCCCUUGGCUGUCACUUUACUAGCGUUCCUGGUGCCUUCGCAACCCCAGGAGACAGCAGGACAAAAGGUGACCACUUCUUUGCUGAAGCGAAGAGGCUAAUUGUCGAAAACGACGAGUAUGAGAAACCUAGGCUCACCACGGUACAAGCUUUGGCACUCAUGUCAGUGCGUGAAGCUGGCUGCGGACGGGAGGCUAAGGGAUGGGUGUACAGUGGCAUGAGCUUCCGCAUGGCCCAGGAUAUUGGGCUCAACCUCGACAUUGCAGGCAUCCCGAAGGACAAGGACUCUCUGGACGAGAAAGAUAUUGAUGCCAGGCGCAUCACCUUCUGGGGCUGCUUCUUAUUCGACAAGUGCUGGUCCAACUACCUCGGUCGUCUGCCUCAGCUCCCUAAAAACACUUACAAUGUUCCCAAGUACGACGUCUUCCCCGACGAGGAUGCCGAGCUCUGGUCUCCGUACACCGAUGGCGGAUUUGACUUGACCAUGAAGCAGCCGUCUCGGACACGGGCGAUUGGGCUGCAGCUGUCCAAGCUGUGCGAGAUCAGCAGCGACCUGCUUCUGUUCUUUUACCAUCCAAAUCAUAUCGGGCGAUCCACUGGCAAGUCGGCCGAACUUAAGAAGCUCAGCGAGCUCCAUCGGCGGCUGGAAGAUUGGAAGAAGGAACUUCCUCCUGAGCUUCAGCCGAAGGACGGGCAACUGCCAAACGUGAUUUUGAUGCACAUGUUCUUCCACUUGCAGUAUAUUCAUCUGUUCAGACCAUUCCUCAAAUAUACUCCCCAAACGUCUCCCCUGCCGGCCCAUGUCUCACCACGGAGGAUAUGCACGGCGAACGCUGGGGCUAUUUCGAAGCUUAUGCGACUGUACAAGAAGCUGUACAACCUCAGACAGAUCUGCAACAUCGCCGUCUACAUGGUUCAUUCGGCAUGCACCAUCCACAUGCUCAACCUGCCGGAGAAGACGGCUAAGCGGGACAUUACACAUGGUGUUAAGCAUCUGGAAGAAAUCGCCGAGGACUGGCUGUGCGCUCGAAGGUCGCUCAGUAUCUUGAGUGUAUUGGCUCGGAAAUGGAACAUUGAACUGCCAGAAGAAGCCGCAGUUGUGCUCCAGCGGACAGACGAGAAAUAUGGGACUGUCAGCACAUCUGACGUCCCCUCACCUCCCAACAAGCCGCCGAUUUCUAACACACAAUCACCACAAUCUCUCGCCCACACUCCUCCUGGGAACCCGCAGGACGCCUAUACCCCGGGGAGUACAUUCAGUGCGCCGACACCACAGCAGGCUAUGUCCCUCGAUAUUCCCCCGUCAAGUAUUUCAUCGUCCAUGCUCGACAGCAACUUGGCCGUGUCAGGGUUGACUUCCCAUUUCCAACAGCCGCAACAGCAACAAUUGCCGCAAUCUAUUGCCCCAUCAACCAUGUCCAUGACUGACAGCCUUGCCUCGCUGACAACAUGGACAAUAUCACCUCUCCCACAACCGAUUCCCAGCUACAGUCCCCAGCCCUUUGGCAGCAUCCCCAACACGCUAGCACCCCCCACCACAACCACAGCAACUACUGCCCAACCUUCCCGUACGACAACAACCCGGGUGAACAGCGGUUCCGUAUAUGCCAUCGACGGCCAAGACUGGUACCUGAAGGAUGGCGUGAGCUGGCAGCAAAACUUUUCUUCGUGGGGACUUAGCCCUGCCACAGCGCCUGGCCCUAGUACGGGUCUUGGUGCAGGCUCUCAUCAUCAGCAACGGCCUUCGAAUACCGGGUUGGCGGCGGCUGGUAGUGGGGGAAGCAGUAGUGCCACGACACCUGGACCUGGAAUGGGGAGCGGGGAUUCGUCGUCCUCGAUUUUCAUGUUUAGGGGACUGGAUCCGAUGGGGUUUGAUUCGUUGGGGGCGAUGGGAAGUUUGGACAGCUUACCAGGUUUAGACUAG
Messenger RNA from Thermochaetoides thermophila DSM 1495, 2784 nucleotides. RefSeq lists its product as uncharacterized. The record is from RefSeq and is a predicted model, not a curated record. The transcript is spliced from 2 exons. Gene Ontology annotation, biological process: DNA-templated transcription; regulation of DNA-templated transcription. NCBI's taxonomy places the organism in Eukaryota, Fungi, Ascomycota, Sordariomycetes, Sordariales, Chaetomiaceae. The coding region runs from base 1 to 2784 and encodes 927 amino acids. Gene Ontology annotation, molecular function: DNA-binding transcription factor activity, RNA polymerase II-specific; DNA binding; zinc ion binding.